Messenger RNA from Rotaria sp. Silwood1, 2166 nucleotides. NCBI's taxonomy places the organism in Eukaryota, Metazoa, Rotifera, Eurotatoria, Philodinida, Philodinidae. The record is from the annotation of a GenBank genome assembly.
UGUUAAGAUAAGCAGUAACAACCUCAUUCUCCUCUUCCUUCUCAUUGGCACCAUUCCUACCGUAGUAUGUAUAGGAAUGAAAGACAGACAAAUGUUAAAUUUUCGAAUAGAUUUCGUUUGAAUGAGAUCUCUCGAUAUGCGUAUGGGUAUUGAUGUUUUCUCUCAAUCCACCCAUCUUCAUCCACGCCCUCAAAUUUUCAUGUUUCUAGAUGUCUGAAGUGAUAGGAAAUAAAUAGACUUCUGCGUGACCACGAUUUUUCAGUCAGUCACGUCACGGUCACGAGCUACCUGGUCACGGUCACGUUCAUAGUCACGGAGUUUUUUCGAAACUAGUCACGAUCACGUCACGGUCACGAGCUGCCUGGUCACGAUCAUGGUCAUAGUCACGGAAAUUUUUCGAAACUAGUCACAGUCACGUCACGGUCAGGGAAAUUUUGGUUUACUAACUGGAUUUUUGUGCUACAAAAUCAAGAUUUAUAUUGAUUUCGCAGAUUUUCUCUGUAAUAAAACGCAGAAAACACGUAAAUCAAUUAAAAUCUUGAUUUUUUUUCACGAAAAUUAGAGUUCUAAUCUCAAAAAUGUUCACCAUUAAGUCACGAUCACGAGCUAUUUGGUCACGGUCACGAUCCCAGUCACGACAAUUUUUCGAAAACUAGUCACGGUCACGGUCGCGAGAGGCCGUGACCGUGACCGUGACCGUGACCAUUUUGCAGAAGCCUAGAAAUAAUAUAAUCGACUUUUUCAAAUAUUCAACAUCAUCCCACAUGUCAAAAGCAGAAACAUGAGAAUGAAAAGCCGACGAACAUCCUUAUCUACCAAUUAGUGACUAUUGAUCUUAUACAAUACUCUUUCUCUUGUGAAACAAAUGUCGUAAUGCCGUUAUACAUCAUUCUUGACUAUACAACACAGCAGACGUAUUUUUUCUGUCGCUCACACGUCGGGGUCAGUGAAGUAAAAUUACCAUUCUAUAUGUUGAAUCAUGAUCAGCGAAAUGUUCUAUUUAAACUCAUUACUGUCCACUAUGGAAGGCUACUCUGUAUGUCUUUGAAAACAUCAGAUAAAUAAGUAUCAAUUGUAUGAAGCCAGUAGAAAGCGUUGAAUAUUAAAGCCAACUUUCGAAUAUCUUAUUUUUGUGAAUAUCAUAGAACAUAUUUUUCUGACGCAUUCCAGUUCUUCAGGUAAUUCCAUUCGUUCAACUUUUCAUUUUUGAAUUGCUCGAUACUUUUGUAGAAGCUCUUCAUUUCUUAUCAUUACCCAAUGAACUUCUUGAUAUUCUUUUGGAAUUUCUCUCUUCAGUUGAUGUUAUCCGAUCUAUCUUUUCGCUCAAUCAUCGCUGAUUAAAUACUCUUAUCUACUCUCAUAUCUCUCGAAUCGAUAUAACCGCAUUUUCCGAUGUACAUUUGAAGGCUAUUUUCCCGUUGAUAUCGUCUGUUCGGGUGUGGGUGGUUGUGGGUGCGGGUGUGUGGGUGGUUGUGGGUGCGGGUGUGUGGGUGGGUGUGGGGGUGUGGGUGUAGAUUAAAUAACAUCUACACCCACACCCAAACCCACACCCACACACACCCACACCCACACCCCACACCCACACCCACACCCACACCCACAUCCACAUCGGAUCAUCCACAUCAUAUUCAUCGUAAUAUUCCAUAUGAAGGAUUAUUACGUGCUGCUCGUAUUUGUUCACAUGUCAGUGAUUUUAAUUCAGAACGUAUCCGUAUUGAUAUGUCAUUAUUAUUGAAUAGUUAUCCACCAAAUUUUAUUACUCAACAACUCCAUCGAUUCUUUCGUUUAAAUAGUGCAAUGCCUGUAUUAACUGAAUUAAAUGAAGAUGUUUACCAUCAUUUACAUCAAACUCUAUUACAACAACCAACACGUCGUGAGAAAAAACUUAUUAACAUGAUGCAUGAUCCAAUUGCAAAAUCAUUCGUAUUACAACCAAAAAUAUGGAAUAAAGAAAUAAUGUAUCCAUGUUAUCUUUAUGAUACUAGUCUCACUAGUAAUUUACCAAAUCAAUUCUACAAAUGGUGGCAAACCUAUUAUGCGUUUCCUCGAUCACCACUUGAAGACAUAAAAGUGAUGCUAGUCGCAAACACCAAUCUUACUUUAGUAAGUUUUUUCAUUCAUAAGAAACCUCCACGCGAACUAUUAACAAAAAUGGAAACAAUAUGA